This is a messenger RNA of Rotaria sp. Silwood2, 2934 nucleotides long. NCBI's taxonomy places the organism in Eukaryota, Metazoa, Rotifera, Eurotatoria, Philodinida, Philodinidae. The record is from the annotation of a GenBank genome assembly.
AUGUUACUAUUACUUAAUCUUAUAUUUUCAUCAUUUAUUUCUUCACUUUAUUCAUUCAAUUAUCAGACUGUUGAACAUUGGAGAUAUUUAAGACAAGAACAAUCAAUCGAUAAUCCAUCAAGACUAUCAUCUUAUUUUGGUUAUUCAUUAGCUGUUCAUCGAUCUAGUUUAUUGAUUGGUGCACCUCGUGAUCAUUCUCCACAUGAUAUAGUGACUAGACGAGGUACUGUAUGGAAAUGCGAAUUUCGAUUACAUGAUCAUUGUCAACGUGUACCAUUUCGUCGUGAUGGUGAAGCUAAUGUUCGUGUUGGUACGUCAUUUGAUAAUAAAACAGAUCAAUGGUUAGGUGCUUCAUUAGCAGCUAACUAUGAUCAUAUUAUUGCUGGUGCACCAUUUCUUAAACAUCGUAUUAAUGAUGGACAUAGUAUUGAAUAUGAAAUACCUGGUGGUGCACGUAUUGGUAAAUAUGGUACAUCAUUAUCAAUGAUUGAUAAUACACAAAUAUAUUCUCCAUCAUUCCUUAAUUGGUAUUCUCGAAAUUAUAAUCAAGAAGGUUAUGGUGAAUUUGGUUUUCAAGUAGCAUUAAGUAAAAGACCUGAACGUAUAAUCAUAACUGCACCAGGAUCCUUCUAUUUUCGAGGAGGAAUACAUUCAAUUCCAAUACUUAAUUAUAAUUGGAUUGAUACACGACAUCCAUUUACAGCACCACAUUAUCCAUGGCAUGAUGUUGGCUGGCUUCGAUAUCCAUCAAAUUAUUCAUCAAAUGAAUAUGAUGACUGGUGUUAUAGAGGUUAUGCUUUAGCUAUAGGAAAUUUCAAUAAUGAUGAUAAUCAAGAAAUUGUUGUUAGUAUACCAAAAUUAGAUAAUUAUCGCGGAGCAGUUGAAAUAAUGAAUAGUAAUCUUGAUGAAUAUUCAAUUCGAACCAUAAAUGGAAUACAAAUGGGAGAAUAUUUUGGUGCAUCAUUAUGUGUUAUUGAUAUUGAUAAUGAUGGACUUGAUGAUUUAUUAAUUGGUGCACCAUUAUAUACAGUUAAAAAGGAUGGUCGAAUUUUAGCAGAUGCUGGUCGAGUUGAUGUAUUUUAUCAAACAUUCGAGCAUAAACUCAUACGAAAACAAACCAUUGAAGGAACACGCGAAGGAGGACGAUUAGGACAUGCAUUAGCAAAUUUAGGUGAUAUUGAUAAAGAUGGUUAUAAUGCGAUUUCAAGUCCAUUUAUUAAUUAUGGUUCAUCGAGUAUGGUUCAUAUUUAUCGCGGUUCAAAACAUGGCUUAAUUUUAAAACCAUCACAAAUUUUACAAACUCCAACUUUAAAUGGAUUUGGUUGGACAUUACAAGGUCUAUUCGAUUAUGAUAAUAAUGGUUAUUUAGACUUAGCCGUAAGCAGUAUACGAACGGAAACUGUAGCUGUUAUUCUUUCACGUCCGGUGGUACGUGUUGAAACAAGAUUACAACAUAGUUCACCAACAAUUCCAUUAAAUUGCACAUUACUUAGUAAUGAUAAAUGUUUUAUUUUAACAUUAUGUAUUUAUCUAAAUGAUGAGAAUUAUCAACAUUCAAAACGCGAUUUUUUAACUUAUGAAUUACAACUUGAUUAUGAGAAAAAUCCAAUUGAUCAACGUUUAUUCUUUCGAGAAACAUAUAGAUCAAUUAAAAAAAGACAUUUUAAAAUAUCGGAUCGAAUUUGUCAUGAUUAUUCAUUAUAUAUGAAAGAUGAUGUUCACGAUAAAUUAAGUCCAAUUCGUCUAUAUGUAAAUUAUGUACUGUCAUCAAAGUCAGAUCCAAACAUUGUCCCACCAAUACUUGAUCCUGAGAAUUCGACAUUCAAUUAUAACAUUCCGAUUCAGAAAGAUUGUGGUUAUGAUGAUAUUUGUAUACCAAAUCUUCAUUUAUACACAUCAAAAUGGCCAGAUAAUUAUAAAGUUGGUUUAACGAAACAAAUUUUACUCAAUAUUAAUGUCACCAAUACAGGUGAAAAUGCAUAUGAUACUCAAUGUUUAAUACAACUACCUGUCGGUGUUGAAUAUGUCAGUUCAAAUUCAAGUUCAAGAUUUAAUCUUUAUUGUAAUCUAAUGAAACAAUCUGAUCGUAUAAUUGUUUGUCAUCUUGGAAAUCCUUUUUUAUCAAAUGAAAAAAUAUCAUUACAAAUUCAUACAGCUGUUAAUAAUUACUCAGCAAUACAAGUAGAUCCAUUAGUUGACAAUCCAGAUUCAAAAAAACUAACCACAGAAAUCAUUAUACCAGUUUCAAGUGUACCAGAAUUACUCUUAAUCGGUGUUGCUAAACCAGAACAAAUAUCAACCGAUACAUCAGAUAAUAAUUUAAUUAAACAUACAUCUCAUAUAAAAACACAUAAUCUUGAAAUAAUACAUACUUAUACAAUACAUAAUAAAGGACCAAGUGAUGCUAAACUUACAGAAAUUAAGCUUAUGUGGCCUAUAUUACCAUUAUCAGCAUUUAAUCAACAAAUACCAUUAUUACAUGAAAUUGAUCUUCCAUCUAUUAUUCGACUAUCAGAUCGAAAAAAUAAUAAUGAUCGAUGUCAUAUUUAUCAAUCGACCAUGAAUCAUAUGUCUGAUAUAGAAAAUCAUAAUAUUUAUCGUCCAUUUCUUGAUAAAAUUCGUUCAACAGUAUCAAAUAAUCUUGUUCUUUCUGAUUCAUCUUCUAUUGAUCAUUUUCAAGAAUCAUCUCAAUCAAUUCAUUGUCAUGGACCAUUAUGUCAAAGUUUUAUUUGUUAUAUUGAUACAUUACCUAUUGGUCAUAGUGUUUUAAUACAAUUAAAAGCUAUUUUGCGAUUUCAUCAUUUUCAAUCAAAAUUUGAUCGUUCAAAACCAUUUCUUAUUGUAUCAAAUGCAAGUGCACAAGUUCGAGAAAUUCCAUUAAAAUUUUUUCAAAAUAAAUCUUUUCAACAUCCAAUCGUUUAUUUAAAGGUAUAG